AUACACUAAACGGGCUUUUAUUUUUACAGGCUCUACCGGGAGAUUGAGUGUCGACCCCACAGACCGUUUGACAUUAGAGCUCGACUGCCUCGCGCACCCCGGAGACAUAUCAGCAUUGACAGGCGAAUCAAAGACUAAUUGUCACGACUGUCACGGUCACUCUCUGUCAAUACUAUGCGGAUUAUCUCGGAAUCAUUAUGACCGGUCGGGGCCCGAGAACUGUCGGCUCAUGCGGACACACGGGCAACCGUUCAGCUGGUAACGUAUUUUUCUCUCCCUACGUUCGGUUUUCGUGCAUAGACGCACGAGCGCUUUCGCGUUGCUGAACAUGUCAACCGCAUCGCGGCGCGACAUUUGACACUUGAUUUCCCGACGUAAAACACCAAAUUGUUGACCAAAGUCGCAGCAAUGGCUUCGGCGAUGGGUUGCUUCGGCGGUCCCGAGGUCCUGGAGGACGUCAAUCACGCGCGGGGUCUGAUGGACGAGCUCAAACUGCUGUACGACUGCCGGCUGCUCGGUGACGUCACCAUCCGGGUCGAGUGUGACGAGGAGCCGCCGGAGCACGGCGGGGGGGCGGCCGCGGGCGACGCUGACCCGCUUUUCCUGUGCAGCCGCAACGUGCUCGCCGCCGCCAGCCCUUACUUCAAAAGCAUGUUCACCGGGGGGCUGAACGAGAGCGCGCAGGAGAGGGUGGUCAUCCGCGGCGUGGACCCCGAGUCCAUGGCCGUCAUCGUCGACUACUGCUACACGGGCCGCGUGACCAUCACGGAGGGCAACGUGCAGCGUCUGUACGCGGCGGCCAACAUGCUGCAGCUGGAGUACAUCAGGAAAGCCUGCUCCGGCUUCAUGACGAGGAGGCUGGACCUCUCCAACUGCGUGGGGGUGCUGAAGUUCGCAGACACGUACGGCAACCCGGGACUCAAGGGGAACGCGCAGGCCUUCAUUGCCAGGAACUUCGGCCAGGUGUGCAGCGGAGGGGAGCUCAGCGAGCUGGACCUGACGCAGCUGAGGGAGAUGCUGUCCCUGGACACCUUGGACGUGGACUGCGAGAGGAAGGUGUGCUCCGCCGCCCUGCAGUGGAUCGAGGCCAACGCGCUGCUGAGAAGGGACGAUGCCAUGCUGGCGCUGAAGUGCGUGCGCUGGAAUUUGUUCACGGAGAAGGACAAGUGUUACCUGGAGGGCCUCAUGGCCAGGCCUUUGAUCGAGAAAUACCUGGCGUCUUUCUACAAAGGGUCGGCGGAGGACAGCUGCGGGACGCCCCCCGCGGCUCCGGACGCGCCGAAACACCGGGUGGGUGUGAGCGCCAAAGAGAUGAUCCUCUUCUUCGGCCUGCCUAACGACAACAUCAUGUGCUGCGACCCUUACUCGGAGGACCUGUACUUCAUGGCCCCUCCGCUAGAGGACCUCAGCAGUCAGGAUUACAAGCGCUCCACCAUGGAGUCCCUGAUCGCCUGCGCCGCGCCUGAUAACAACCUGUACCUGGCCUCCCACCUCUCCAAGCACUUCUGGCUGUACAACCCUGUGCUCAACAGCUGGCAGGAGUUGGCAGAGAGGCCGCUGGGCAGGAUACACUCAGGGAUGGGAUACCUCAACGGCCACGUGUACCUCCUGGGGGGGCGCAAUCCCGUGACCGACGCCAGGCUGAAGGAGGUGGAGUGUUACAGCGUCCAGAGGGACCAGUGGACGUUCGUGGCCCCUCUGCCUCACUCUCUGGGGAAAAUGCAGGUGGUGGCGCUGAACGACCACCUGUACGUGGUGAACAAACGGAGGAUGCUGUGCUACGACUCCAAGAGGAACCGCUGGCGCCACUGCGGCUCGCUCAGGAGGGACAAGCUCCACAAGGCCUGCGUGUACCAGGACCAGAUCGUGUGUGUGUGCGACAUCCCGGUGGUGAAGGCCUACAGCCCCGCCAGAGGGGAGUGGAAGAGGCUGGGCGACAUCCCCAUCGACAGCCGCGCUCUCAAUUACCAGGUGAUCCAGCACAACAGCAAGCUGCUGCUGCUCACUCAGACUCUGCUGCAGCACAACAAGAACCGGGUCCUCAUCCACGAGUACGACCCGGCCCGGGACGCCUGGAAGAACAUCAUGGCAGUGUACGUGUCCACCUUGGGGCCCGUGUGCGUUUCGACGCGCGUGUACCCGACGUGCCUGGGCUCGGCGCACAGCUUCUCUACAGAGGAGGACGACGACAGCGGCUCGAGCGCCGACUGGGACUUCGACGGGUUGACGGACGCCGACUCGGACUCCGGCAGUUCGAGCUCGUUCUCGGACGAGAACUGGUAGUCGGAGAGAAAGUUUGUUCACGAUGUUGUAGGUUGAACAGGGUUCUGUCUGCCAGGAGAGAAGAUAAGCCCGCCCUUUACAGUUGAAGCACUAAUCCGUCACAAUCUUGAGUUUGCAUGGACGGUGUCUCGUCUCCUGUCCAGAUUAUGAGCAUUCAGAAAUGCCAACCGACGAGGCUUUUGUUGUUUCCCUUCAUAUCACGGGCUGCCAGCCUGAAGGACAGAAUGAUGCCCAGUCGAACCGACAACAAUAAAGCUCCGCCCACGGUCAUAAUGUAGCACAUUGAUAAGGGCAACAGGGUGAAUGAUCACUAUAGAGAUUAAUCAUUUCACUUUCAUUAAAGCAGUACAGGCGGUUUCCUAUGCCGGACCAUAGGAACGAUUUGGAAUCAAAAUGAAGGGGAUUAGCUUUAAGCAGAAACAUUUGAACCAGGUGUGUGCGUGCGCGUGUGUGUACCUGUGCUCUGCCUGCAGUGACGAAGUCAAAAAGUCUGUAAACAAGGUCUGUGAUUCUGCAAAUUGUUGAACUACAGUUUGGUCUCCACUUAGUCCAUAAUGCGACUGGUGCGUUUGGAGCUACAGAAGACUAAUGCGAGUGGCUGUAAUAAAGACAUUUGUGACGGAAAUAUAUAUAGACUUUAUUUAGCGUAAAUUAAUGAGCACUCCCUGCUUGUGAUUGGUGCAGAAGAGCGACUGUGAAUUCUUUUGGAUACCUGGCUGUGCGAGUGCCUAAUGUUUAUACUUCCUUUAACGUGACAUUUACAGGGCUUUAAACCUUCCUGUCUUCUUUUUCUUUUUUUUUUUUUAUACAUGUAUGUAGUCAAUGCGCAGCAGGUGCAUCGUAUGGUACACGCACUCAGGUUGAGGCUUCAGCACAAGUCCGAUGCCAUGAUUUACUUUUUCUAAUGCAGUACAAAUUACGUGCUUUGAGUGAACAUUGAAUUACACUUGUUUCAAACAGUUUUAUGGAUCCUAUGUAUGUGUUUCUUAUCGACGAUGUUGAACUUUAUGUCUAUUUUACGAUCGGUAAUCUUAAAUGUUCCACAUGGUUUUUUUUAAGUAUUGUUUGGUUCUGAUGUUUCAGUUUGUAGCAAAGCCAUCGUCCUCCCCACACACGCCAGUUUAUUAGAGCUGUUUCUAGUGGAAACAGUCAUAGAAGAUAGUAGACAACAUGUUAGAAUCACAUCUCGGACAUUGCAAACUACAGCCUCAUGAAUCACCAAGUGUAAUCCAGACCUGUGUUACUACGACCUGCUUGGCUUAAUGAAGGUUGGAUUAAUGACGGGGUGUUGUGAGCCAUUAGCUGCUCCUAAUAAACUGGUAAAAGAGUGCAGUUCUCAAUGUUGUCCCUUUUGUAUGCUGGGUAGUUGAAGUGUUACGUUUUUGUGCGUGCGUGCGUGUGAAGGGUGAUUGUCAGUAGUAGCACACAAGGACCGAAUUAUAAAACGGUUUUGGUUCAUGUGUCAAAUAAACACGUUUCAGAAAAGGA
Molecule: messenger RNA, 3771 nt
Organism: Gasterosteus aculeatus aculeatus (three-spined stickleback)
Lineage: Eukaryota; Metazoa; Chordata; Actinopteri; Perciformes; Gasterosteidae
Gene: kbtbd7
Product: kelch repeat and BTB (POZ) domain containing 7
Molecular function (GO): protein binding
Source: RefSeq, a predicted model, not a curated record